Messenger RNA from Epithele typhae, 975 nucleotides. Its product is annotated as myo inositol monophosphatase. The record is from RefSeq and is a predicted model, not a curated record. Gene Ontology annotation, biological process: inositol metabolic process; signal transduction. The coding region runs from base 1 to 975 and encodes 324 amino acids. The transcript has 6 exons. Gene Ontology annotation, molecular function: inositol monophosphate 1-phosphatase activity. NCBI's taxonomy places the organism in Eukaryota, Fungi, Basidiomycota, Agaricomycetes, Polyporales, Epitheliaceae.
AUGUCAAUCCCCGCCCUCGCCGAUGCCGAGCUCCAGGAGGUGCUUGCGUUCACCGUCGCGCUCGCGCGCAAGGCCGGAGAGCUCAUCCUCGAAGGAUCGGCCGUCAUUCGCGCGACAGGUGCGGUCGACGAGAAGAAGAACGCGGUCGAUCUCGUCACCGAGUACGACCGUCGCGUAGAGGAGCUCGUCGUUGCCGAGAUCAAGGCGCGCUACCCCGGCUUCAAGUUCAUCGGCGAAGAGACCUCCAGCGCGCGCGCCCCGAUGACCGAAGAGCCCACGUUCUGCGUCGACCCCAUUGACGGCACGACGAACUUCGUGCACGGCUUCCCGCACGUCUGCAUCUCCCUCGGGCUCAUCCUCGGCAAGCGCCCCGUCCUCGGCGUGAUCUACAACCCCUUCCUCGACGAGCUCUACACCGGCCUCCGCGGUCACGGCGCCUUCCUCGCGCACCCCGCCACGCGCCCCGCCCUCGCGCCCGCACGGCUCCCGCUCAGCGCGCCGCGCCCGUUCCCGAACCUGCAGGGCGCCCUGCUGGGGGUCGAGUGGGGGUCCGACCGCAGCGCGCCGCUGAUGGACAAGAAGGCGGCGAGCUUCACGCGGCUGGGGGGCAACCCCGCGGAGGGCGUCGCGGGGGGCAAGAUGGCGCACUCACUGCGGAGCGUGGGCAGCGCCGCGCUCAACUAUGGCCUGGUCGCCCAGGGCGGGCUGGACGUGUACUGGGAGAUCGGGUGCUGGCCUUGGGACAUCUGUGCCGGUGCGAUCAUCGCGCAAGAGGCGGGCUGCCUUGUCGCUGGAAAGCACGGCGCGCCCUUGGACAACGACGUUGACGAGGAGAUCCUAUGGGGCCGCAAGUACAUCGUCAUUCGUGCCAUCGGGGACAGUCCGACGGAGAAGGGUGUCGACGCGCAGAAGAGGCUGGUGAGGGAGUUCUAUGACACCGUCGAGGACUUUGACCCUCCGGCCCCCAAAGCAUGA